AUGCCACACCGUGCCAAGUACUGGAUGGCUAUGGUGGAUGACGCAUCUAAUUUUGUCACGCUCUCACUCCUUCACUCGAAAGAUGGAGCAUUCAGAGCGUUCCAAGAGUUCCACAAGCUCGCCGAGAAUCAGACGCACCAGCGCUUGGUACACUUGCGAGAUGAUAAAGGCGGCGAGUUCAGUGGCAAAGAGUUUGAUCAGUACUGUAUCUCCGCUGGUAUUACAAGAGAACGCACAAUAGUGGCAACACCGGAGCAGAAUGGACGAGUCGAGCGAGCAAACCGAUGGAUAGCAGAAGGGGCAACCACUAAACUUACAGAAUCAAACCUUCCACCAUCUUUUUGCGGUCUCGCUGCAAUUGCCACUGUCCAUGAUUUCGAGGAGGUCCUUACGAAUCUCCCAGCUCGACGACACACAAUUGCGCGGCAGCCAGGCACAUUGACCGAAUCUGACUUGGACCUUGACUUAAAUGAGAGCUCUGACGAGGAUAAUGUCCAAUUAGCUGCUGAAGAAGCGUUCUUACCCUCAAAUUCCAUCUCUCAUGUGCCAACUAAGGCUCGACGCUGGAGACCUAAGCCGAAUUUCGAAGCGCCUGAUCAUAUCCUCAUUCCCAUUGUUGAUGGCGUCGAAGCUGCCUUAAAUACAUCUACAAGCCGCGAGCCAACAACACUAGGAGGAGCUCUGAAACGCCCUGACGGCGACAAGUACGUCCAAGCGGCUAUAGAAGAGGUCAGAGCUCACCUGGAAAACGGCACGUGGAAGUUUGUGCGACUCCCACAAGGCAGAAAGGCUAUCGGCUCACCAAGUACAAGGGACGCAUUGUGGCCAAGGGAUACGCACAACGAGAGGAAUCGACUACACAGAAAUCUUCGCACCAUCAUAGCACUUGCAGCACUUGAAGACUGGGCGCUAGAGUCAGUAGACAUAUCAACCGCUUUUCUCAAUGGUAAGAUUGAUGCGGAAGUCUACAUGAGAAAGCCAGAAGGAGUCGAGUUCGAGGGCUAUGAGGGCACAAGCUGGGUGCUUCAACUUCUCAAGGGCCUCUAUGGAAUCAAACAAGCCCCUCGCAUCUGCAAUCACAGUGUCUUCAUCUACGAGCGUGAUAACGUCAAGAUUGUUGUACCAGUCCACGUUGAUGAUCUCCUGCUCGCAUCAAAGUCACCAGACGCCAUUCAAAUCGUGAAGAAUGGACUCAAGGCGCGCUUCAAAAUCCACGACCAGGGACCUACCUCAUUCCUACUUGGUGUCAAACUCGAGUGUGACCGCCAAUCCCGCACUAUCUAUCUUUCUCAGCCAGCAUACAUCGAACAUAUCCUUGAAACCUACGAAAUGCAGGACUGUAAUGGCACCGACACGCCCAUGGCUGAAAAGCCACUCCUCUCGACCAAGGAUUCACCACAAACUGAGCAGAAGAAGUUGGAAAUGCAGAAUGUACCCUAUCGAGAGGCCUUUGGAAAGCUCAUUUACCUCGCGACUGCCACUCGAUCAGACAUCUCCUACUCUGUGGGGAUGCUCUGUCGGUUCAGCGAGAAUCCUGGACGAGCACACUGGCUAGCUCUCAAACGGGUACUGCGAUAUCUCCCCAAAACAACAAACUACAAGCUCACCUACGGCCUCGAACCCGACUCCGACGAAUUAUUCACGACGCAUAGUGAUGCCGAUCUGGGUGGAAACGCCGAUAAUACCAGCUCGACAGCCGGUUUUAUCAUGUCAAUUGGUGGUGGCGCUGUAAUGUGGAGUAGCCGACUCCAGCGCCACACAUCACUAUCAUCAACAGAGUUGGAGUAUACAACAGCCUCUGCCACCGGGUGCGAAAUAAUCUGGAUGCGGUCAUUCCUCGAUGAAAUUGGCUACGACAUUGCGUCCUAUCCAUCCACCCUAUUUGUUGACAACGCCUCUGUCAUCCAAGUUGCCAAGAACCCAGAACAUCUGUCCACCAUGAAGCAUGUUCACCGUAGCUUCAACUGGAUUCGCGAGAGAGUUGCCAAUAAUGAAAUCCGGGUUGCUCAUGUCCCUGGAGCCGUCAAUGUUGCCGACGUCUUCACCAAACCACUAGGCCGCAUCAAGUUCGAACAGUUUGUCAAAAUGCUCGGUCUGAUUCCUCAUCCACAUGACCGUACUCAGUCCAUGUGCUGA
Serendipita indica DSM 11827 is the source of this 2136-nucleotide messenger RNA. Lineage: Eukaryota; Fungi; Basidiomycota; Agaricomycetes; Sebacinales; Serendipitaceae. The record is from the annotation of a GenBank genome assembly.